Messenger RNA from Diabrotica virgifera virgifera (western corn rootworm), 17586 nucleotides. RefSeq names its product hippocampus abundant transcript 1 protein. Gene Ontology annotation, biological process: transmembrane transport. Gene Ontology annotation, molecular function: transmembrane transporter activity. Bases 122 to 1597 code for a protein of 491 amino acids. Lineage: Eukaryota; Metazoa; Arthropoda; Insecta; Coleoptera; Chrysomelidae. The record is from RefSeq and is a predicted model, not a curated record. The transcript has 7 exons.
UCGUUACGUCAAUCAAGUCAAAGUGUCAAAUUGUUAAGUGGGCUUCUGAGGUGAUGAUGGUUCGAUAAAAUAAUAUUAAGAAAAAAAUGUUGAUUUUAGAGUGUUUUUAAAAAAGUUUUAGAUGGACAGUAACGUAGAAGAAGGGGAGAAGAUGAAGGCGAAGUCGUCGAAAAGGAUGGUCGGAAUGAUCAUUAGAUCAAGAAAAUCAAUUGCUAAGGAUGCGGUUGUGACUACGUCCGGGAUCGGUCAGCCGAGCCUAUACCAUGCCCUGGUGGUUAUUUUCCUGGAGUUUUUCGCGUGGGGUCUCCUAACCAUGCCCCUCAUAUCAGUAUUAAACGACACAUUUCCAGACCACACAUUCCUGAUGAACGGCCUCAUAAUGGGCAUCAAGGGGAUCCUCUCCUUUCUGAGCGCGCCCUUGGUCGGAGCGUUGUCGGACGUUUGCGGCAGGAAGUUGUUUUUGCUCAUCACCGUGUUCUUCACGUGUAUUCCUAUACCCUUAAUGACUAUUAACACGUUCUGGUUCUUUGCCAUGGUCAGUAUUUCCGGUGUGUUCGCUGUGACUUUUAGUGUAGUGUUCGCUUACGUUGCGGAUGUUACGGACGAGAGGGAGAGGUCCUUGGCUUAUGGGUUGGUCAGUGGUACGUUUGCUGCCAGCAUGGUAAUUUCACCGGCGCUAGGAGCGUACUUAAUGGAAAGGUGGUCAGUAUCACUAGUAGUCGCUCUCGCCACAGCUGUAGCGAUAUUGGAUGUAUUUUUCAUCCUGGUCGCAGUUCCAGAAAGUUUACCAGAGAAAGUCCGUGUAUCACCCAUCAGUUGGGAACAGGCUGACCCUUUUGCAUCACUUCGAAACGUCGGACAAGAUCCUACCAUUCUACUGCUGUGUAUUGCCGUAUUCUUGUCAUAUUUACCCGAAGCAGGACAAUACAGUUGUAUUUUUAUGUAUCUCAAAUUAGUGAUGGGUUGGAGUGAUCCCAUGGUAGCUGUGUUCGUUGGGUUAGUGGGCCUGAUGGCUGUCAUAGCCCAACUUAGUUUAGGUAUUUUAAUAAAGAAUCUUGGUUCAAAACAUACCAUCAUGUUGGGUCUUCUAUUUGAAAUGCUCCAACUGUUAUGGUAUGGUUUCGGCACCACGACGUGGAUGAUGUGGGGUGCCGGUAUAUUAGCUUCAAUGAGUUCCAUUACUUAUCCUGCCAUUUCUGCGUUUGUGUCAGUUCUUAGUACUCCCGAUCGCCAGGGAGUUGUUCAAGGUAUGGUUACUGGUAUGAGGGGUCUUUGCAAUGGAUUGGGUCCCGCCAUGUUUGGAGUAGUUUUUUCUAUGUUCCAUGUUGAUCUUAAUGGAAAUAAUAAUAACGCAGAUGCUACGCAUUCUACUUCAUCAUUUGAAACAUAUUCUCAGCUUGUGCCUGGUCCACCUUUCGUCUUCGGAGCUUUCCUAGUCAUAUGCGCCCUAUUCGUAGCUUCAUUCAUUACUAGUAAAUCUCAUGUUGAUUCUGGUAUCCCACUGGAUACACACUACGAAAUCGAACGUGGUCAAAAAGUUGCUGGCACCCUCAGUCCGCUUAUUCCCAGCAGAAGCAUAGACGCAGCAAUACUGUAAACGUUAGGAUGUGUAUACCUUAGAAAACAGAAAUAAAAUGACAAUUUAAGCAGGAAUCACACUUAUCUAAAACGCAGAGAUCUCAGAUCGACAUAUAUUUUGAAUAAUUGUAAAUAAGCGUGUGCGGGUGAUAAACAAAGGUCUCUGGAACGUUUUAGAUCAGUGCGACCCUCAUUUGUUAAUAAAGAUUUUUUUACUUCAAAAAUAAGCUUACGUCGUUCAAGAUUGCUGACGUCAGAGCGUGGACAAAACAGAAUAUGACUUUUCAUCAUGUCCAUGCUCCUCCUACAGUGAGAAGCUAGGCAUCAUUACUUAGGUCAGAGGUUUUUCAUCGGGCAUUUCAACAUGCUGUCAAAAUUAAAUCAAUAUGGCGGCUGGGAGGCAAACAUAAAUGUUAUUCUAUCAGUUCUUAAUAUGUUUCAGAUCAUUUUAGUUGCGUUUCUUUAUAAUUUUGUGUCGUACAAUGAUUAAUAACAUUUUCACUGGAAGAAUUUAUUUAAAAAGAUCAUAUGCCUCAUUUCUGUUGUGUUUUGAAGUUUUAAAUGCGAUGUAUUCGUGAUAAAGUUCAGUUUUAUCGGUUAACAUCAGUGCUACAUUUUAAAAAUAAAACAACUAAAUAAGUUAUCAUCUGAGAGACAAAAACAAUGAUUAAAUGAUAUAAAACGUCCUAUAAACAUGCUAAAUAACUAUGUCUAUGUUACUUACGCUUGGAAAACUGUCUCCACCGUAGGUUAGUUCAGACCCCUUGAGGGAAAAUGGACCUAUAUUAUUUAUUUUGCCACUCUUUUGCUUGUACCUACUAGCAACAUUUGUAUUGUCUACCAACAAAUGUAUAUGCACUCAUGUUUAUUUAUUCACUGCUUAAAACUAAAUAAAAUCAUUCAAGUACUUCUACAACUAAAAACUACACAAAAUCUACAAAAUGUUCGAAAAAUAUAACUAAAAAACUGUUUACGGUUAAAAACUUAAGAAACAUGUGGUACAAAUAAUAUAAACAAACACAAUGUUUGACAGUUUGCCUACCAGCGUUUUCAUAAAAGUCAAAGUAGUGGAAUGCCCUAUAAGUCGGUUUAUUCCACGCAACAGGAAAUGACAGAAAGUGACUACUGCUCUGAUCACGGAUUGUAUUAUGAAAUUUGAUGUUAUCAAAUAAAUAAAAUGUAAACUGUUAGUUAUACUUUAAAAUUUUGGUGCAAAACUACAGCUAUAUUUGAAGUAUAUAUAGCAAAAUUAGAAAUAAUAUACUCUAAAAAUUCAAUAAAAUAUUUUCUUUUCGUCUUUUCUUUCACUUUUGCGGAAACUUAAACAAAACCAUUCCUUAACUGCGUGGACGAGGUUAACUUUGUAUGUAAAUUAAUGGGAAAAGAAAAAUACACUUACCAUAAAAUUGCAAACUCCAAUAGGUAUAAAAUUAGUUGUGAAAACAAUUGGUUGUGUAAUGUAAAUAACCUCUGCUUUAAACAGAGGUAAAAAAACAGGGCAAAAACAGCAAAAAAUCCAACAAACUGACAGACAUUUUGCUGACAUUGAUGCUAGAUAACAAUUAGUAUUUUAUGUCGCCAGGUGUUAAUAGGGCUUUUCAUUCACAGUCAUUUGUUUCGAGCUUCUGUCAAAUGUCGUAUAAUCCGUGUAUAUUAAUAUUAUACACAGACUAUACAACAUAUUACAGAAGCUCGAAACAAAUGACAAUCGAUGAAAAACCCUAUAUCGCACGACUAAAGAACCACGGACUCGACUGUAUAAUUUUUUAUUUUAAUUAAUGAUGUCAAUAGAUUUUCAUUAUUUGCCGAAAUAUGAUUAUUAUAAUAAUUAAUUAACAACAAUAUUAUAAUCAACAAAAUAGAUCAUUUAAUAUUUUUAGGCUAAAAAUGACAAAUUAAUGUAAUGAAUAGUAUUAAAUACGAGUAGAAUAUUGUAGGUAUAACACGAUUGUUUAUAAAUAAAUAAAGGCUUUGGAUUCUUUUACCUAAAUUAUGUGUUCACAGGUACUUUAUUAUUAUUUAUAUUACUAACCUGACAUAAUACUAAAAAAUAAAAAAAUACUAAAGUACAAUUUUAUUUAAGUACAAUAUUUCAUUCAUAUUAAAUACUAUUCAGUACAUGCAUCUGUCAUUUUUAGCCUUAAAAAUAUUAAAUGAUCUAUUUUAUUGAUUAUAAACUAUAAUAUUGUUAAAACAUUAAAAGGGUAAACCCUGUAGUUGGCUGUAUACCUUUGUUAAGACAACGUAGAAUGAAGUAAACACUUCUGUUGUAUAUAGGUAUAUUAUAAAUUUAUUAAAAAAUUUUUAAAAUUCAUCCACAAGGGAGUGGUUGUACAAAACGUUUUCGGUCAAACUGACCAUCCUCAGUGUAAACCUGGAAAUAAGUGAACCACUUAGAUUGAAAUGCAAAAGGGUGAAAUUUUGACAGUUAAAAAAGAAAAUGUGGUUACUUACGUCCAGUGUACAAGUAAUUGAAACUAGCCACUUGAAUAGGUGUAAAACCUCAAAAUAACAUUAUUGCUACAUUAUGAGCUGUAUAGUAAUCGACAAUAAGUCGAUGUCUUAAGAUUAAAAAUGUAUCACAUGUGGAUGUAUGUCAUCCUUGCUCGGAAUUAGCACAAGGUUGUGAUCAGGUGAGAGGUUAACAACCAACUGAUUAGACAGAUUGGUGCCUGAAAAUUCAUGACAAGAUGUCAAAGAAGAUAGGUGGAUUUCUCAAAUGUCAACCGAAAAAUUUUUGACAAUGUGCAUUAAUAUUUAACUUAAUUAUUCAAUUGUGAAUAUGCAACUAUUAAAUUUGUUUGAUAUGAAUUCUAAAUUGUAAAUAAAGGUUAAUAAGCUAUAAUGAUAUAUUCAUUAGUGCACCGUAAACAAAAGCAAAAUUCUACUCAUAUGCUGUGACGUCAUAGACUGUUUGUCUACUGUAUAGGACUGAUAAUAAUUAUAUUAAUUUGAGCAAAGUUAUAAUGAAUGAAUAUUAUUGAAAAUUAUAUAGAAAAUUUUUAAAAUUUUUUUAUCAAAAUAUGAUAUUUUAAUAGAGUAGCAGCUGUAGAAUUGGAAGAAAUGCCAAUAGGGAAUGGUCGGUUGCAUAUGUUUCAGGGAACCAACGAAUAUAAUGAGAAAAUACCAAUCUAUAGAUCUGUAAUGUGAAUUAUUGGAGGUAUUAAAGGAAAUGAUAUUAAAAGAGGGAAGUGGAAUUGAAAAAAUGUAUGUACAUAUCUUAAUCAAGAAAUCUUCUCUAAAAAUAUUUUGUUAUGACUGAAUGUAAAAAGUUUGUCCCAUAUAGAACUAUUGAAAAUCUAAAUUUAGAAAAAUUAUUAAAAAAGGUGAUAAGGUAAGUUGCCUAUGUUCAGUGGACAAAUAAAUGAAAUAUAAUUACUGUUUUGAAAUUAAAUUGUGUGAAUUGUUAAAUGGAUAAAGACUGAUAUUAAAUUAGGAAAACUGCGCUGAAAGAAAUGUACAUGUUUUGAUCAAAGAAGAAAAUUAAUUUUGAUUGUAAGCUCUAAAUGUAAAAAGAAUAUGUCACAUAUUAAACUAUUGAAAUUCUAGAUUGAAUAUUGUAUUGACCAAAGUUGAUAUUAAGUAAAUUUAUUAAAUGUUGAUAGCUGAGAUUUAUUUUUUAAUUUUAAUCUAAAUGAAAAAUAGAGUGAAUCAAUUAAAAUGUUGGAAAUUCAACAAAAUUUUUGGUUAUUGUCUAUAUUAGAAUGUCAUAUCCGAAAAGAUCAAGGGUUCCAUGGUGUGAUUUUGAUAUAAUGAGAAAAUGAUUUUGUUAAGUGAAAAUAAUUAAAGAAUGAGAUGGAAGAGAUAGAGUCUUGACAGGAGCACAGAGUGAAAGAAACUGGAAGUACUAAAAGAAUAUUUGAUUAGGUAUAAUGUUUGGGUUUUUUGUUUAUUUUGGGUUUGUCGUGGUAUGUAUAGGAAAGAAGGCCAAUGUGAAGGUGAAUAAAAAUAUAGAAUUAUGGAAAUAAUUGUCUAUGAAUGGGGGUGAAAUCACGGUUAAGAGAAAGUUGACGGUUAACACAGUUUGGACUUGUCCUUGCGUCCCUGACAAUCUCUAAAUCCUCUUAUAGGUCUAAACGAUGGGUAUUCUUAUCUUGGAUGUUAUGAAUCAAAGUCACACCAUCUGGGAUGUUAAGGUGGUGUUUGUUGACUUUGAGAUGGUGAGAGAAAGCUGAUGUAUUGUCAUAAUGAUGAUGUAAGGUUUUGGCAACGCUCUGACGUCAUAAAUCUUGAAUGACGUAAACGUAAUUUUGUAGUAAAAUAAUCAUACAUGGUUGUUGACAAAGUGUUUUAUUUUUUGAUGUUCUUGGGUAUUUUUUUCACUGUUUCUUAUAUCUACAUUAUAAGCUUAAUUUAUUUUUAUUAUAUUUACUACUGCUUCAAAAAUUAUCGAUUGAAGCAUCAUUAUUUGUGAACAGAACGUGUUUCUAAAAAUAUAGAAUAAUUUUUAAAGCUUUGUAUAUUUUUGCUAUUGUUACUAUAUUAAAAUACGUAAAAACCAUCUUUGUGUAAAAAAAUUAGUUAAAAUUCUUUAUAAAAGGUAUAUUUAAUUUAAACAUUUCCGUUCGAGUUACAGUUCUGAAGCUAUUUCUUUGUGGCAUUUUUGUAAUUAACUAUUCUAAUUGAGCAAUAAGUCACAAUUUAACUUGAAAAAAAUAAUGUUAUUAACGUUUCGACAUCCACAUCGGAUGUCGUUGUCAAAAUACAAAAUAUUAAUGGUUAGAAAUAGAAAGUUAAAAAUUUGACUGGUACUGAAUUUUAUCAAAGAAAAAAAUUUAUGUUAUACGAGAAUCAACAUAAAAAAAAUAAAUGAUGGAAAAUCGAUGUACUGAUAAUAAUUAUGUAAUUUUUACAUCGAGUGAAAAUCUAAAAUUUACAUGUUUAUAUGAAAUUAAGUGUGAUUUUUAAAAUAUUCCUAGAUUUAAAUAAUUGAUGGAUUCGACCGUUACUUGAUGGAAGUUCAUUUUAUCUCACAAUAAAACACUGAAAAUCGUUUGUUUUUCUAUACUUCCACAAAAUUUCUAUCUUCAGUUAAAGACUUAAAAAGGCAAACACAUUGUAAAAUAUAUCACUUGAGAAAGGCACUUUGCCGAAACAGCUGUAGUAAUAACAUAGUUGUAAUAAAUUUUGUGGAAGUAUAGAAAACCAAACGAUUUUCAGUGUUUUAUUGUGAGAUCCUAGAUUUAAUAUAUACAUUUAAACUUUCUACAACCGUGUAACAUUUAAAGGGUUUUCACCCCUAGAUGUUGGUCGCUCAAGCAUGUAAAACCUGUUACAUCACUGUAAAACGUUGUGUGAUGUAACCCGAAAGGGAUUUUUUUAAAUUAAAUAUACCUUUUAUAAAGGAUUUUAACUAUUUUUAUGUGAUUAAUGGUAUACAAACGACAAAGGGAAAUUAUUUUUCCUCGUGAAUCAAGUAUCACAUUUGUAGACUACACUAUUAAGUAGGAAGAAAGUCAGAACAUAGAAGACUGUUAAUAUAAUCUUUGGGGGCAAACAUAUGUUGCAAAACAAACUUAGAAAUGAAAAUAUCUCGAUUUUUUUUACUUUAUACCAAAUUUUAUUUGCUUGUAUAUAUUUAGUUAGUUUAAUUGUAAAUUUAAUAAUAAAUAAUAUCACAAGAAAUAUUGUAUCGAUGCUAUUUUUUGUUUAAAUAAUCAGAAAAGGUACUAAAUGUCACUGCCAGUAUAUGUAUCUCAAAUAUGGGUAUUUCAAAUGUAUAAACAUUUUCAAUUUAUUUGCAACACGAAAAUGCAGCAGCUGCAUAAUGCUCUGGUUAAAUCGGAGAGUGCAGGAAGAGUCUAUACCGGUUUCGGGGGUCUUUUCCCCCUCAUCAGUAGUCCCAUAUCCUCUUCUCUCCGAUUUCCGCAGGCAUCACACUUUGGGCCUUUUCGAAUUACAAAGAAAGAAUUGUCACGGAUCAACUAAAGCCAUCUACCGAAAAACAAAGUAAGUUAUCAAUCGAAGUAGCACAGAAAACGACAAUAAAUAUCGCUUCCAUGCCACCAGAUUGACAACAGGUGGAAUACUUUCUUUGGUUACAUCUCCUGAGAUUUCCAAAAUUCAUAACUAAAUUAAAAUUCAUGGUGACGUUUCAAUUAUUACUUUAAUCAUCGUCAGAAUAAUAAGUUUCUUGAGCGGAUGCUUUAAAAUAAUUUUAAAGGAACAAACAAUAAUUAAUGAAAACGUAAAAAUGACAUUGACAAUCAUUGGGUUAAGUUAUUAUUAUUAUUACCAAACUAUCAGUUAGCUAAAUAUCUUGUCCCACACCUUCAAAUACUGACUGAAAACGAAUUCACAGUAAAAGAUACAUUUUCAUUUGCGAAGGAAAUUACCAACCAAGACAGACACAAAGAUCGAAUUAUGGUCAGUUUCGACGUUGAAAGUCUGUUUACAAACGUUCCCUUAGAUGAAUCCAUCAACAUAAUAAUAAAUUCACUUUUUCCAAGUUCCAAUUCAAACUUUUUAGGAAUGAAGCAGUCAAAAUUUAAAGAUCUACUGACAUUAGCUGCCAAAGAAUGUCUAUUCAGUUUUGACGGAAAAGUGUAUAGACAAAUAGAUGGCGUUGCAAUGGGCUCUCCUUUAGGACCAGUUUUCGCGAAUACUUUUCUAUGUCACCAUGAGAAAACAUGGUUAGCUGACUGUCCAAUUGAUUUUAAGCCACUUCUUUAUAGACGAUACGUGGAUGAUAUUUUUCUCAUCUUCAAACAUACCGAUCACAUUCAACAUUUUUUAGAUUAUCUCAACCAGAAACACCACAAUAUGAAAUUUACUAGUGAAAUUGAAGUCAAUGGAAAUCUGCCCUUCUUAGGAAUUAACAUCUUCAGAUCACCUUCAAGUUUUUCCACUUCAAUAUAUAGAAAACCAACCUUCACCGGCCUGUAUAUAAACGCAGAUAGCUUCAUUCCCAACAAAUACAAAACAAGUUUAAUCAAUAUACUUGUUCACCGCGCUUUCACUAUCUGUUCAACCUGGCAAUUCCUACAUGAAGAGUUAGAAAACAUAAAGGUGAUCUUAAGUAAAAAUGGUUUUUCGUUGAACUUCUUAGAAAGAUACAUCAGACGUUUUUUCAAUAACAAAUUCCAACCAAACAGCAAAGUAGAAGAAAUCAAUGAAAAGAUCUAUAUCAAACUUUCAUAUACUGGUUACCACAGCUUACAAAUCCGACGCAACAUCCGUAGAACAAUUAAAAAAGCAUUUCCCUCUAUAGAAUUAAGAUUUGCUUUCACGAGUUUGGAAAGAAUAGGAUCUCGUUUCCAUGUAAAAGACAUGAUUCCUAGUGAUCUCGCAUCUAACAUUAUAUACCAAUUCAAAUGUAGUAGCUGUGCAGCUACGUACGUCGGGAAGACUCGACGUCACUUUAAUGUCAGAUGUUGCGAACACUUAGGUGUCACUCCUCACUUAGGAAGACGAUCAAGAACAAUUCCAAAUUCAGCGGUAUUCCAACAUAUGACUGAUUCUGACCACCCUGUUAGUCGUAAGGACUUCUCCAAUCAUUGGUCAUGCAAGUUCUCCAACGGAACUCAGCAUCAAGGAGGCAUUAUCCAUAUUUCUUUUGAAGCCACCCUUAAACAUGCAACAAGACAUGGCGUGUUUGAAAUUAUUGACUUAACCCAAUGAUUGUCAAUGUCAUUUUUACGUUUUCAUUAAUUAUUGUUUGUUCCUUUAAAAUUAUUUUAAAGCAUCCGCUCAAGAAACUUAUUAUUCUGACGAUGAUUAAAGUAAUAAUUAAAACGUCACCACGAAUUUUAAUUUAGUUAUGGGUUUUAUCUUUAAGUUUAUUAUUUUUAUCAAAUUUUCAAAAUUUAUAAAUCAUACAGGAUGCCGAGGAAAUUAAGAUGAGAGAAUUUUAAAUAAUUCACAACUCAUGUGUAUUUCACUUUGUUUCAAAUAAAAUGAAUGUUUUAAGCAAUCAAGAAGAUCUUUGGUAUUUCAUAUGUAUUUAUAAAGCUCAACAGUCCUUGAAGGCCUAGGGCCUUUAUAUAUUAUACAUUCAUCAUCACCACCCAUCAUUCCUUAACCUCUUGCAUCCACUGUUGGAUAUAGGUAUCCUCCUAUUCUCUAUCUUGUGCUUUCUAUGACCAAUUUCCCACUGUUAUUCUCAAGUCAUCCAUCCAUCGUUUUGGUGGUCUACCUCGGUGUCUUUUAUCUUCCCUAGGUCUCCAUUAUAUGAAUCUUUUGUGAUUAACUAUUUAUAUGGGAAAUAAGCCACAAUUAAAUUGAAAAAAAUAAUUUUAUUAACGUUUCGACGCCCAAAUCGGGUGUCGUUGUCAAAAUACAAAAUACUACUAAAUUAAACCAAAAUGUUGUUGCUAAGUAAAAAAUUCUUCUAAUAAUUUAUUUAAUCUGACUCAUUUAUAUUGGCAAUUCAGACGUAUAUUAUACAUUUUAAAGUAGAAGACUUUAAAAUAAUAUCGCCAAUAUUUAUGAGUUGCGUUCCUGGGACGACUUUACUGAAAGAUAGUUCAUUCGAUUACAUGAAAUCAACCCCAACUCAAGAAUAUCCGUCACAAAAAAAUCAUAACAUGUGAUCUGUCUUUAAAAAGACAACCAAAUGCAACGAUGACAGUAAAAUUCUCGCGUUAGAGAUUCCAUAGUAAAUCACGAGGGAAAACCAGGAAAAACCUCGUGAUACUAUCCCGACAUCGUAAGUAUUUGGUCUUACAUUUAGUUUACUCUCAAAAGUAAUAUUCAAAUAAUACUCAAAUUCCUUUUAGAAUAAUUCGCAUCUUGAUAAAUGCUGCCCAUCCCAAGACUAUAAGAUGCUCGAUCCUAAAAGUUUGAUACCUAAAAACCUGAUGUUUAGAAGAUGAUUUAGAACUUGGAAAUUGGUCAUGUAUUUUGUUUUUUUUUUUUAAGUUUAUGUUCAGGCCUACUGGUUCUACUGUCUGUUUUAGUUCUUUCAUCAUUUUGCGAGCUUCAUUUAAACUCUCGCGUAUAAAGACAAUGUCAUCUGCAAAGCGCAAGUGGUUUAGAUAUUCACCAUCAAUAUUUAUUCCCCUUUUAGCUCAAUCCAGUUUUUUAAAUGCAUUCAUAUACAUUAACAUUUCUUAUAGUCUUUCCAUACAUUUCUUAACCACUUCCUUCCAUUGAUUUAUGCCCAAUGCUUUUUCUUUUCAAUUCUCAAUACAAUAAAACCUCUGUUAACCGAAACGGCUGCCACUUUCAAUAAUUUCGUCAAUAAAAAGUAAAUUUUUAUCGCAAAACGGAAACAGUUCGAUGUUAAUUUGUCAACAUCGUCAACAUUGCUUUCAUACAGCUAAGGAACGCAAUUAAAUAUAAAACAAAACAUUGUUGUCAAAGUAAAACACAAAAGAAAAUAAAAGAUUUGUUUAAAAAAACACUUCAAACAUGUUCAUUUUCCUUAAUUUUACUGCUUUAUUCUGUAUUUACAUAGUAAAGCAAACAUUACGAAAUCACCUCAUAGUAUUUUUAAUACCUACUUUGACCAAGAACUAUGUAAUUUGAUACAAAAAACAAUGUUAUUUUUAACCGAAAUUCUUGUUAACCGAAACGGCCUCCCCCCAAUUAUUUGGGUUAACGGAGGUUUUACUUUAUUAUUUUUUUGCAACAACUCAUAUACACUGUCCUUCCACUGUCUCUUACUUGGUCUUACUUUUCUUCUUUUUUUUUGUAUUGGCUAUCGUAAUGGUACCAUUUUCAGUAUUAUUUCCUUUCAUACUUUUUCAAUGUGUCCUAAAUAUAGUAUUCUCUGUGAUCAUUUUGAUUACCACCGUUAUUUUUCGUUCGCCAUAUGCAUAGUUCUUCAAGUCCUUUAUUAUUCCUGCUUCUCCUUUGACCAUGUAUUAAAACAAUUUUAACUAUUUAGAAUGGGAAAUAAGCCACAAUAUUAUUAAAAAAUGAUUUUUAUUAACGUUUCGACGCCCAAAUCGGGUGCCGUUGUCAAAAUACAAAAUACUAUCAAUAGUAUUUUGUAUUUUGACAACGGCACCCGAUUUGGGCGUCGAAACGUUAAUAAAAAUCAUUUUUUAAUAAUAUUGUGGCUUCUUUCCCAUUAUAAAUAGUUAAAAUUGUAAAAAUGCCACAAGAAAAUAGCUUCAGAACAACAGUAUUAAAACAAGUAAUGCAUGUUACAGAAAUUUGAAUACUUAGACCAAUAAGUGGAGUAACAAAAAGGUAAAUAAUUUAUUUAUUUUUACCACCAUUUAAUACCAAGAUGAUAAAGCUUCGUGUAGGAUGCUGUCAAGUCUCAAGUAGGAGAGGUAGACAAGAUAUGGUAUAGACACAGUGAGACGCGACAUGUCUCUCAAGAAGAAUAAUAUUGGUAGAUACAAUAUAGCGACUUAUUUUGAAAUCUCUAGGGAAGCAAUAAUAGUCCUUAACUCUUGUACGCUGUAAAAAAAAAUAAAUAUAUAUUUAUUUUUAAAAUAUGAAGUUUUCGAUCCUAAUAGCAUUAUUAAUAAUAUUUAAAAAAUAUUAAAAUAUUACUAAAAGAUUUUUAAAUCGAAAACUUUUGGUCCAUUUCCUUGGUAACACCUCCAAGGCUUCAAAAAUUUGCAAGCCAAUUGGAUGCUGAAGCGAAGAAGACAAGAGGGAAUUCAAAAGACUUACAAUUCACGACCCCGUCUGUUCAGCUGGUAAAUUCCAACAGAAAAUGGACCUAGUUACUCGAAGUAGUCUUUACUCGAAAAAUAAAAUGAAAAUUUUAUUUUUAAUUCAGUUGCGAUGCGAAGGCAAAACAAUCUUACUUUUCAAUUAGAAUACGGAGCGCAGUCCAGUCCUCUGAAUCGCGAUUUUCGGCUCUUAUUGGAGCCUCAUCUGAGAGAACGUAGGCUUGUUCUCCAUAUUCCAAUUGAUCAGCACCGAGAGCUUCUCCCACCCAUCUUUUAAUUGCCAGAUGACGCUAGUCACCUAAUAUUUUCACCUCAGUUGCGAUGGGUGGGAGAAGCUCUCGGAGCUGAUCAAUUGGAAUAUGGAGAACAAGCUUACGUUCUCUCCGAUGAGGCUCCAAUAAGAGCCGAAAAUCACGAUUCAGAGGAGUGGACUGCGCUCCGUAUUCUAAUUGCAAAGUAAGAUUGUUUUGCCUUCGCAUCGCAACUGAAUUAAAAAUAAAAAUUUUAUUUUAUUUUAUUUAUUUUUAACUAUACAUCAUUAUUUAAAACUAUUGUUAAAAAAAGGUUUUUUAAACAAAAUCUUAGUAAUUUAUUAGAGCUUUUCUAUUUCUGAUCAUCAUUUUUUAAGUCCCCUAUAUUAUUUACAUAUACUUAAUUCAGAUUUGCUGGGCUUGGUAAAUAUUAAUGAUAUUCGAUAGGCCCUGAUCAACAUUUUUAAAGCCUUGCUCGAAUAUAGUAUCUGAUCUAUUAAUACUACUUUUUAUACUAUACAAAAGUAGCGUUAAGAGAUCUGUAUUAUAAAUAUAUUAUUAUUAAAGAAAUCGCUUUAGAUUUUUUACAGAAUUUUGUAAAAAAGACAAAAAACUAGUUAGUUGUAUACUUAGAAUGUUGUUUUAGUAGUAUUUUAUUGAUAUACCAGGGUCAUUUUAUUGAUGUAACACCGCCUUACAGCUCAACUCUUCCUCUCUCUAUCUCUCACCCACCACUUUCGCCUCGCUUCAUUGCUCAGUGUCGGUCUAGCAGCCUUUGAAGAUGGAGGUCCCGGUUACUAUUACUGCCAAUGUGAAAUUCAUGCUGUGAUAAGUUUAUUAAAUGCAAAAGUAUUUCACCUAUCGAUUCAUCGUCAGUUAAUCGAACUUUAUGGGUAAAAGUGCAUAUCGUCGCUUAUUUGCAAAAAGGGGCCAAGUAACAUUUUUAUAUUUUGACUAAGUGGAACUUAGCUCCUUUUUACACAACCAGUUUAAAAAAAUGUUACUUGGCACCAAAAAAUUAUGAGACUAUCUCAACAAUAAUAAGUAAUACACUUGACCCCUUUUUACAGAAUAGGUAGAACCUUCGUACCUAACAUUUUUUUCACAUGUCCCCUCUAUUGAAUAAAAUAUCACUUGGCACCUUUUUGCAAAUUAGCGACGAUAUCUGUUCAACAUGUUCACAAAUGGUGUAGUGUAGAGAAUUCAGUGAAGACUGAAUGGAAAUUAACGGUGAAUCUGAAGGCCUUCCGCUCCGAUCUUCAUCGUGAAUUUUUUGGUUGCGAAUAGGCAAAACAGAUAUGCACUUUCGCCCAUAAACUUCGAUUAACUGACGAUAAAAUGUCAACAGGUGAAAUCCAUUUUGCAUUAAGAAGACGUAUCAUAGCAUGAAUUUAACAUUGGCGGUAACAGUGACCGUGACCUCCAUCUUCGAAGGCGGCUAGGCCAACACUGAGCAAUGCAGCGGGGCGAAAGUGGUGGGGUGAGGGAGAGGAAGAGUUGGUGUGUAAGGCAGUGUUGCCAGAUGUCCCCAUUACGUCGCACUCUUUCUCAGCGAUAUAGGGGACCUUUUUUCACGAAAGACCCUCAUAUGUGAUGAUUUAAAUUUGAUAAUUUUUUGAAACAGUAGUAAUCUCUAAUGGUCAAUUCAAAAGAAAAGUGAUCUUUUGAUCGUGCACAUAUUCUUCUAAAGUGUCUCACUAGCUGUCUUUCCAUUAUUACUUUUAUGUAAGUGUACAAAGUUAGUUAUAAGAUAAAAAUUUGUUGCGGAAUACUUUUGUUAGUGUUAUUUUUUUAUGACGGAUUCUAGAAGGCGUAGGUUUACGAAGUUGUGCUUAGCUUGUAUAGAAAUGUUGAAAUAGGAGCUCAUUUUGAAACAAGAAAUAUUUGUAAUAGUGAUUCACGAACAUGUAUUCAUUUUUUUUUUUGAAGAUGGGAAUUAAAUCUAUUAAUCUAUUUAAUUGUUACUAGAAGCUAAACUGAUUACAAAGCUUCAGCAAUUAUUAGAAAAGAUGAACGAAAACCUGCUACGAAACAUUUGAAUAUUGUUCGAACUUUUUCUCGAAUCACUUGACAAUUGACAUUUCAAUUUGCAUUAAAUUUUAUAUUAUUUUUAAUUCAAUAGUACAUUAGUAGCUUAAAGAAUCAUCCAGAGUACAAUACAAGGUACUAUGCUGUUAUACGCAUUCAUAAGUUAGUACAUAGUACUUUUAGCAAAUGUGCUUUAGAAAACUUGCAAUCUUUUGCGAAAUAAACAAUCAUGAGUAAUUUCUUAAAUCUACCCUUCGAAGAACCGAAUUUGUAAGACUACAUAAGGUUUGACAGUACAUUUAUAAAUUUGUUAAACUAUUUAAAAUGAGCUGAAUUUGUUCAUACGUUAAAAUUCGAAUUCUGUUCUGAGUCCCUUAAGUACUAAAUUUUGUUUAUUUUUAUUUAAAGUAUAACUACGAAUCUGGGGGCUUUUAUUAGAUACAUCCAACGCCCGCCCCUUAGUGUCAACUUUUAUUCAUUUCCCUGGCUAUUAUUUGGAUAUCUUUGGUCAGUUGUGAGAGAUCGAUUUCUUAGUAUCUCCUACUGUCUCUACUAGUUUUUCUAAUAAAGCUAUGUAAAGGGAUUCUGGAUAUCGAUCUAGGCGAUUUUUUCAUCUAAUCUUUUAUUCUUCUUUCCUUGCUCGGGAUCGGCUUCUGCAAUUGUUUUACAAAUGUCCCAUUCCUCGCAAUUAAAACAUCUAUUUUUAUUUCGAGCUUUUGUUGAAGAUUUUGCAGUAUGUUUAAAAUUUGGGAUAAAAUAGAUUGUUGCUUAUCUGCGUGAGUUCUUCAUUUUCUCGAAAUCUUAUUUCUUUUAAUUUUGGGCUAAAUCUGGAAAUGCUUUUGGCCGCUUUCUACUACUGUAAUCAGAGAACUUGUAUUUCGACAACCUGUAGUACAUCUAUAGCUAUACCAAUUCGUUCUAGAAAAUCUUAAGGUGCCUGAGGGUACGCCAAAUGCUGCAAUCUUUUGAUAUCGGCUUCAAAUUCUUGCACACUUUCGUUGUUUUUGGUAUCGAACUUUUAGAUGACUUUAGAAACCUGGUUUAGAUGCUGCUGGCCAUAUACUGUCUCUAAAACUUGAACGAGAGAGGUAUAACUGUCCUCGAAGCGACACUACCAAUAAAGAUGACAUUUCUGUCUCAGUCCAACCAUUCGUUCUAGCUGCAGCUUCGAAUUGAAAACGUUCAACGAUGUAAGAUGAUGAAGCUGUGUGUUCAGAUUCGACAUUAGCUACCGAGACAAUGUUAGAUAAAAGAGCUUGGGUGUUAAUUUUUCUUUCUAACGCAACUUAUUGUCUUUCUAAAUUAGAUUUUAAAUCGUUUUCUUGUUGUUUUAAAACCUUUUGAUAUUCUUCUAAUUUGUGUAUUCUUCUAGUAAUUUGAAUUACAUCUAACUGAAAAUUUUCGUGAACAUGAGAUAAACCGCUUAUGGUUUAUAGCUAUACUUUUCUACGCAUCUCCUUCUAUUCAUCUUGUCUACGCUUCUCCUUCAGAUCUUCGUCUUAUUGUCCACUCUUCUCCUUCAUCUCCUUACGCUUCUCCUUUUCCUAUUUCUCUUUUUCUACGCUUCUCUUCUUUAAUUUUUAAAUACCAUGCUGAAAAAAUCCAAAUAAAAUGUAUGGAUGAGCGAAAGAAAAGCAGUACUAUCGAAAAUCAGCGAUGAAAGAAGGCAAGAAUAUAUUUUGGUUUGCAUUUGGUUGUCUUUUUAAAGACAGAUCACAUGCUAUGAUUUUUUGUGGCGGAUAUUCUUGAGUUUGGUUGAUUUCAUGUAAUCGAAUGAACUAUCUUUUAGUAAAGUCGUCCCAGGAACGCAACUCAUCAAUAUUGGCAAUAUCAUUUUAAAGUCUUCUACUUUAAAAUGUAUAAUACAUGUCUGAAUUGCCGAUAUAAAUGAGUCAGAUUAAAUAAAUUAUUAGAAGAAUAUUUUACUUAGCAACAACAUUUUUGUUUAAUUUAGUAUUAUUUUGUAUUUUGACAACGACACCCGACUUGGGCGUCGAAAUGUUAUAAAAUCAUUUUUUUGGUAAAAUUGUGGCUUAUUUCCCAUUCAAAAUAGUUGAUUAUAAACAUGCCACAAGGAAAUAGCUUCAGAACAACAUUAAGAAUAUGUUCAUACUGUACCUAUCUAUCGUAUCCACGAUUUCAGUAGUAAAGUAUUAACAUUGUUUAAAGUAUUACAUUGUUUAAAGUAUUACAUAAUACAUUAACAUCUAAAACUAUCGAUGAGUAAACAGGACAAAAAAGAUAAGUUUUUUAUAAUAACAACAAACAAUUUUAUUGUUAAUUGGUAUCAAAUGAUGCCUCUCAUAUGUUGAUAAAUUUUUAAUGUAAUAAAGUGAAUAAAAAGCUAAUAUUCUGUAAUAAUGUAAAACUUUGUCGCACAAAUGUAUCAAAUGAUAAGGAUUUAUUUUUUUAAAGCAAAAUGUAAAUUACUAGAUGAGUCAUUUCAGUAAAAAUAUUUAGAUAGUGAUACACAUUAAACCCCAAAAUGAUCUUUUGUUAUUUAUGUUAAAAAAUAAUGAUAUGUGAAUAAUAAAGAAUAUAAUUCAUGUUGUGAGGGCGGUCUAGUGUGAAAAAUUUUCUGAUUCAGUUUCUUUACGGAUUUUUGUUAAAAUUGUCCCCUUUCAACAAAUUGAAAGGAUAUUUUUGGACAAAAUUUGUUUGAGCAAUUUCUUAAGAAAAACUGAAGUUUCUCUUUUCAGAAAAAAAGAAAAUGUUUUCAUCAUGGGAGCGGCCUCACAGCAUGUACUAGAAUAGACGAACGGUAAUUCACCUAAUUUUUUUGUUAGGUUCUCCUGAACAAUUUAAUUUAAAAAAAAAAGAUAUAAAAUAAAUGUACUGAAAGCCAAUAAAUGUAUGCAUUUCUAAAACGGGGCGGGUGUUUUAAUAAAGUUGAUAGUUGUUACUUAAUUUAUGUCCUUUUUAGUUGUAAAUGCUCUACUUCUAUUUUGUUAAAAAAGAGCUUUUAGAAUUGCUGUCUAGAAACCAAAUUGUUGAUUGUAACUGUAAGACUUAUUUAUAUUUCUGCUCCCUUUUUAGGUUUAUAUCGCCAAUUGACUCUGCAGAUGAAUAUAUUUAAGAACCGAAAGUAUUUUUAGCUAUUUAGUAAAAAGUAUAUCUAAGAUGAAUAAGAAUAAAUAAUUGUUUUAAGUAAAUAA